GGCACAGGGCUGUCCUGCCACAGCUCUGUGACAUCACCAUGCCUAUAUAAGCCGGGCCAGCCCCCGCGGCUGCCAGUGCAGUCGCGAUGGGACGUGCCGGAGCCAUGUGUGACGGUGGCGUCCUCAUGACCGCGCUUGUCCUGCUGCUGGCCGCUGUGGCUGUCUGGUGGGCCCUUGGCCGCUGGCAACCACGGAGGCGGCAGACAAGGACACCAAAGAGGCGCAAGCGCCCCGGGGUCCGGCCCAGAGGCUCACGGAGGAACCGAGGAGCCCCUGCGGCUCCCAGGCCCUCCAGGCCUCGGCCGACCCCUCGCCAGCGGCCAGGUGCUCCCGCCAGCCCCCUGGACGGCUCCUGCAGCUGCGGCCCCUGCGUGGCAGUGGCCCAACAGCUGCAGGAACUGAUGAGCUUGCUCUGGGCUCGCAAUGGGACAUCUGUGCCGCUCUACGAUGGGAUGUGGCAGGCCUUGUGGGAAGAACUGGAGGAGCUGGUGAAGCGAGGCCACCUGCCCUGCUGUGGCUCGCCCAGCUCCUUCAGGAGCCCCCAUCCCAUGAGGAGGCAGCUCCCAGGAAGCUUCUCCAUCCCUGGGAGAGCCUCAAGCCUUGCAAGGAUGGCGCAGCAGCAGACACCCGCCAUCCCUGCAAGAAGCUCAGGCUGUCAGGGAACGUCCAUCCUGCCUGGAGCCUCGGCUAUCUCUGACAGCCUCCAUCCCUCAGAGAGGCUCAGUGAGACCUGUCAGCGGGCAGAAGGUGCAGAGCCCGUGGACAGGUCUCCCAGCUCCCCUGGACCCGUCGACGUCAACAACACGGGCGCAACCCUGAGCGCUGACGUGGCCAGGGAAAGCCCGCGAGUCCAGGUGGGAGCCCAGCCCGAUGCAGGGGAGCCAUCUCAGGAGCAGGUGGCGGAGCAGCAAGUGUCCUGCAGCCGGCAGUUGCCGGCCCACGGCUCCCAGGACGCUGUGCCGGCGGGCAACAGCCCGUGCCUGGUGGAGGAGGCGAUCCUCCAGAGACCUGGAGACCUCCAUCUCCUGGAAGCUGCUCUGACACAGCCACCGACUACCGGGAAGGCCCUAACAGAAGCUGCUCCUGGGACCCCCCUGUGCGACACCUCGGGCUGCAGCCCCGGCCGUCCAGAAGAGCAGAGUCCGGCCCAGGACGCCGGGGCCAGCGACGGUGCCGCCGCGCCCCGCUGCCCCGCGGCUCCUGCAGCCGCCUGUGCGUGCUGCCCCGGCCCAGCCCUGCCGCUCACCGGCCCGACGGCUGCAGGGCGGGGGCCGCUGCCCGGCGCGCAGCAGGAAGCAGGGCAAAAGAAGGAGCUGCAGGAGCUGUACCUGCUGGGCCCGCAGCUGGGGAGCGGUGGCUUCGGCACCGUUUUCUCGGGGACCCGCCUCUCGGACGGGAGCCCGGUGGCCAUCAAGCACGUGGCCCGGGAGAGCGUCCUGCAGUGGGACGAGCGGGUGAGUGAGCGGGGCCUGCGGGCCAGAGCGGGUCGUGGCGGGCAGGGGGCAGCGGAGGCACAGGGUAGCUCCAGCUGGCCUGCUGGAGGCAUUGUCUUUUCCUCACAGCCCGACGGCAGCCGUGUUCCAAUGGAGAUCGUGCUGAUGGAGAAGGUGGGCUCUGGCUGCCGCAGCAUCAUCCAGCUCCUGGACUGGUUCGAGCUGCCUGACAGCUUCGUGCUGGUGCUGGAGCGCCCGGAGCGAUCGCAGGAUCUCCUGCAGCUCCUGCAGCAGCAGGAGUUCCUGAGCGAGGAGGCGGCGCGCUGGCUUUUCUGCCAGGUGCUGGAGGCCGUGCGGCACUGCACCGCCUGCGGCGUCCUGCACCGGGACAUCAAGCCAGAGAACCUCCUCGUGGACCCGGAGAGUGGCGACCUGAAGCUCAUCGACUUCGGUUGCGGCACCUUCCUCCAGGAGCGGGCCUUCACUCAAUUUGCCGGAACACGCACGUACUGCCCACCCGAGUGGAUCUGCCAGGGCCGCUACCACGGCCAUGCGGCGACCAUCUGGUCCCUGGGGGUGCUGCUCUAUGUCAUGGUCUGCGGGUGCCUCCCCUUCGAGGACGACCGUGAGAUCCUGCUGGGGGAGCUUAUCUUCAGGCCGCAGGUCUCUCCAGAGUGCCGACACCUGAUCCGCUGGUGUUUGGCCCAGCACCCCGCCGACCGGCCGCAGCUGGACCAGAUCUUCCGCCACCCUUGGGUGUGGGCCGGCUGCCUUUGAUGCCUUGCUGGCGCCUCUGCAGCCCCCAGCUACCGAGUCCCACGCAGGACUGAGGGCCGGAAAAAUAAAACAACCACCGACCCGUUG
This is a messenger RNA of Vidua chalybeata, 2297 nucleotides long. RefSeq lists its product as uncharacterized. NCBI's taxonomy places the organism in Eukaryota, Metazoa, Chordata, Aves, Passeriformes, Viduidae. Bases 87 to 2210 code for a protein of 707 amino acids. The record is from RefSeq and is a predicted model, not a curated record. Gene Ontology annotation, molecular function: protein serine/threonine kinase activity; ATP binding. Gene Ontology annotation, biological process: protein autophosphorylation. Gene Ontology annotation, cellular component: cytoplasm. The transcript has 6 exons.